This is a messenger RNA of Pocillopora meandrina, 4225 nucleotides long. The record is from the annotation of a GenBank genome assembly. NCBI's taxonomy places the organism in Eukaryota, Metazoa, Cnidaria, Anthozoa, Scleractinia, Pocilloporidae.
GCUAGCUGCUUCAGUAAUGCUGUUGGAGUUUCCAAUUCAAGUAUCAUCCUUGACAGCUUCCUGAGGGCAUCAAGUCAUUAUCAAAGCCCAGGUUACAAAGCCCUACCAUCAUAUGGACGUCUGAACGGUACCAGAGGUGAUGGGUGGUGCGCCGAAAUAAAUGAUGAUAAACAGUGGCUUCAAGUCGAUCUCGGGAAAGUUAUUGAAGUGUGUGCUGUUGCAACCCAAGGAGACAUCAAUGGCAAUGAAUGGGUGAUAGACUUUAAACUAGCGCACUCUAAAUCCUAUGAAGAAGUAUGGCCAACUUAUAAGGAUGCUAACGACUUAGAAGUGGUACGAUUUGCGCCAAAAUAUUGUUUUACCCCGGAAAAUUUAUCAUUUUAUGAUGGUGUCCGAUAAGAUCUUAAAGUAUACAGUUUGAACCCAGGAUUAACCCAAAUGAAUAUGAAAGCGAUAUUCGCAGUAAUGAACGCUACUUUGGCAGUUGUCAAAAUAAGGCCCGAAAAAAUAAAAAAAUUCAGGACGUUACGGGAUGACCUUUGCGAUACCGAUGUAAUGCGCUACCAAAUGAGCAAACAACCGGGUUAGUUACGUUUGUUACAUUAAUUACAGUCAGAGCAUUUGAUAUUUUAACCCGCUCCUUUUCUAAGACUAAGUUUGUCUUUGUCUUCAAUUUAGACAACAAACUACGUCGCCUAUCAUCAGUCUGUAGGUGACGGAAGUUGCUUGGCUGUAGGAUUCCCGAGAGUUGCAGACCUACUUUAUUGUUCGGUUUAUGUACUGAACUCAUAGGAAUUGCGUUGCCGUUCGUCGUUAUACAAGCAGAUAGGGAGAGGGGUGUUUCGUCGAAAUAAGUCGUUUUCGUAAUUUUUCUUGGAGUGAGACGGUUUUUGUUUUCUUCUGAUAAACUGUCUGGUGUGUUGCUUACUAUUACAUGUUAGAAUCCUGAUAGUGGAAAUUUUGUGAGAUGUCGGUCCCUUGUUCAGUUAGAGCGAUAAAAAAAUCGUCUUUCAGGAGGUCGAAAGGGUGCGAUCAUCAAUGUACUGCUUCUCAAUUUGGACAACAACAUGGGAAAAAAGGGGGGGAGGGUAUAGAUGUUCCUCAUAGCUGUCUGAAAUUUUUAUCCUCAUCAAGAUUUCUGUUUUUUAAGUAUAGAGGAUUUUCCAAAAUAUGUCACUUCAUCAAAUGUUCUCAUUUUGGUAGAAAUUUCGCAGGGAAGGUGGAUCUAACACAACCAACCAACAUCCAUUGGAAGUUCCAGUUUAUGCAAGAUACAUUCGUUUUCUUCCAGUUACUUGGAAAGGUCAUAUCUGUCUCAGAGUUGAGGUUUACGGAUCCGUUAGUAAGUUUUCUAUCUGUAAAUGAGCUUACAAUAAAGGCAAGGAUGGCAGAACUUAUUUUUCGGCCUAAUCACGGUGGCAAUUAAUUACGCAUAAAAUGUGUGGAAACUUUAAACGUUAAAACGUAAACGAAUCAGAUAUAAUUCAUAUCGUGUGGUGCCACUGGGGUUUGUGCCAAAAGGCUAUGAUUUAUGUUUCUUUUCAUAAAUGCUUCAAGAAGUGUUUUGAAAACUCAGUUGUUAUUUCCGAAGAAACUGAGUGAGAGAGGAGGGUAAAAAGGCAAAUUUAAUUAAAUCACUUUUGAUGUGGGGUUGCUCUUGAAGUUGAAAUUGAACUCAUAAUUGAGGUCGUCAAGGAAAUUUUUCGAUUUUGCUUGCAAAUAAUUUAGAAACUUUCCAGACUUCUCGGUAAGUUCAUUGCUGUUUCAUUCAUUAACCUUAUGACUCCUUUUUCUCUUAUAAACCGAACACACCAUCACACCUACUGGAAAGAGCUUUCCGUAUUCAAUGCUUUUUACAUUAGUUUUCAUUGAUUCGGUAAAAACUUGGUGUGCAUGAUGUCGAUAUGAUGUAAUGAAAUGAAUAAAACCGUGAAGUGUAAGAAUGCUUGACAAACGAAAAAUUAGGGCACGCUGUAAAUUGACUUGAAGUAGCUAUCGCAAUAAAAACAUGAUAUUUGUGUUUAAUACAAAACAUUAAUGCUACUCAGGGUGUGCAGAAGCUCUAGGGAUGGAGAGCAAGGCCAUCGCCGACAAGCAAAUUAGUGCCUCUUCGCAAUGGGAUUACAAUGAAGCUGCUCAUAAUGGUAGACUUCACUUUAAAGAAUCAGGUUACAAAGCAGGGGCUUGGGUGGUUCGCACAAAUGAUGAAAACCAGUGGCUCCAGAUAGAGCUGAUUAAUUCAAACGUUAAAAUAACAAAGGUUGCAACGCAAGGACGAAACAGUCAAAAGUUUUUGUACUGGGUAACCAACUACAAUUUAACUUACAGCAACGAUGGAGUAAAGUUCCACAUUUAUAGAGAACGUGGACAUAUGGAGGCGAAGGUUUGAUAAUUAUCUUAAGUAAUCUUCAUCAGUAGUCCAUCUGUAUUAACUGCGAUUUUAUAAAAAAUAAAUACACUAUAUGAGGCAAACCAUGCACUUCUCUAAGCGAUCAGUUCGAAAGAAUAAAAUUCAGCGUGAAUUAAGAGGAACCACUGCGUUACUUCAGGGAAUAAGCACCAAAGUCUGCGCUGAUCCCACAGCCUCUUUCUGUGGGGAAUAAAAUAAUUAAAAGAGUCUAAUUAAAAUUACUGCGGAAAAAUUAAAAUCACGAAUAAGGUAAUUAUAUCAAAAAGCACAGCAGAGAAUUUGAACUGGCUUGGAUCUCCAUGAUUUAAAUCCGUGGAUAAUCUGACAUUACAAGAGAUGUUCGAGGCUUGUUCUGGCCUUUAAGAAGGUGACAUUGUUCAGUAUACGAUAUAAAAGCAAAAAUGUCCGCUCGAACGUCUGCAGGCGGUGAGACUGGUUUGACAAUUCUUUUUUGAAAGCCCUUAAGCUUUUCUGGAAACAACAGCGUUAAGAAUAGGAUUUUUCAUGCGAUUUGUACCUUUUUUUCAUUGUAUCACGUAAGAAAUCACGUGACUUGAUUCGUAAUCUCGCUCUUAGCACACUUUUAUCUUAACUGUCGUUCGGAAUAGAGUCUGAAGAAUCUCCAAAAGGUGUUAGCUCUCAAUUUCAUAAGAGAAUUAAGUCUUAAAUGUUCUGUGGAUAUUUUCGUUUUUCAAGGACGGAAAGUAGUUUAAGUGAUGAUAACAAAAGUGUUGUUCACUUUAAGAAAUAAGUUAUGUUCUCUGAUAAAGGCUGACAUUCAUGUCGCGCGGAUUAUGGCACUAACGAAUUUUUGCGGACUUUUUUAAAAUGGUAGAUUUAAAUUUGGCCUAAACAGUUCAGACAACCCAAGGUAGACGAAUGCAGCGCAUACAACAUAGACAGCAAGUUUACGUUUCUCAGUGUGUUCAUUUCAUUCUAGAAUUUCGUUGGAAACACAGACAAAGACACUGUCGUGUACCAUGAUCUUUUUCCACCAAUUAGAGCAAGAUACAUCCGUUUCCGACCGACAGCUUGGUAUGGUUGGAUAACAAUGCGAGUAGAGCUGUACGGCUGUUUAGGUAAAUAUGAAAUCGAUUUGUUGAUAACGAGUAAUGCGUUGAUUGACGUGUAAUUCGCAAUUCACUUAUCUUGUGUUCUCCUUAAAUGAAAGUUAUUGUGCUUAAUCAUUUCAUUCCUUUAACAUUGAAGCGUAAGAGCACCAAAACUCAUUUUCCAUUUUACGCCCAAAACAUAUGCCUCAGUAAGUCUUAAUUUCAUUUUAUCGGGUUUUUUACAUCUUCAACAAUGACUCUAAUAAUAUUAUUUUCCCCUUACGUGUAAAAGUUGAUGAGCAUCUCCCACCCGAAUAUGCUCUACCAUGAAGAUCUAUUUCUUUUUGUCCCUUUAUAAUUCCGUUUUGGCAAGGAAGGCAGAUGAAUAUAUACUCUGAAUUAAAACUUUGUGUUUAUUAUCUGAAAAUUUAAAGAAUGUCAAGAUGCUUUUGGUAUGGAAAACGGUGCCAUUUCUGAUGGACAAAUUACUGCCUCUUCAGAACUGAAAGCAGCUCAUGCGGCGAAUAAGGCCAGACUUAAAGCUUCAGAGGGAACUUGGUUGCCUCUCACGAACAAUGCCGACCAAUGGCUUCAGAUUGAUUUGUUAGGAAACGAUAUCCUCGUAACGAGAAUUGCCACACAAGGACUGAAUAACCCUAACAUGAGCAAAUGGGUUACUAGCUACAAUUUACAAUAUAGUAACGACGAAAUUAACUUCCAUUACUACAUAGAACAGGGGGAGUCAGUAAAAAAGGUAUAUUAG